Messenger RNA from Pocillopora meandrina, 2900 nucleotides. The record is from the annotation of a GenBank genome assembly. NCBI's taxonomy places the organism in Eukaryota, Metazoa, Cnidaria, Anthozoa, Scleractinia, Pocilloporidae.
CUCUCUAAUCGAGAAGAAAAACCCAUAGAGUACCUCAACCUAUAUCUUAAAAUAGCUAAAGAAGUAGGAGACAAGCAUGGGGAGGGUGUUGCUUAUGGCAAUCUUGGCAAUGCUUAUUUUAGACUGGGUGAUUUCAAAAAAGCCAUAGAGUACCACAACCUACAUCUUAAAAUAGCUAAAGAAGUAGGAGACAAGCAUGGGGAGGGUAACGCUUAUGGCAAUCUUGGCAAUGCUUAUGGCCGUCUGGGUGAUUUCAAAAAAUCCAUUGAGUACCACAACCUACAUCUUAAAAUAGCUAAAGAAAAAGGAGACAAGUAUGGGGAGGGUGUUGCUUAUGGCAAUCUUGGCAAUGCUUAUGACAGUCUGGGUGAUUUCAAAAAAGCCAUAGAGUACCACAACCUACAUCUUAAAAUAGCUAAAGAGGUAGGAGACAAGCAUGGGGAGGGUAACGCUUAUGGCCAUCUUGGCAAUGCUACUUUUAGUCAGGGUGAUUUCGAAAAAGCCAAAGAGUACCACAACCUACAUCUUAAAAUAGCUAAAGAAGUAGAAGACAAGCAUGGGGAGGGUGGUGCUUAUGGCAAUCUUGGCAAUGCUUAUCACGGUCUGGGUGAUUUCAAUAAAGCCAUAGAGUACCACAACCUAGAUCUUAAAAUAGCUAAAGAGGUAGGAGACAAGCAUGGGAAGGGUAACGCUUAUGGCAAUCUUGGCAAUGCUUAUUUUAGUAUGGGUACUUUCAAAAAAUCCAUUGAGUACCACAACCUACAUCUUAAAAUAGCUAAAGAAGUAGGAGACAAGCAUGGGGAGGGUAACGCUUAUGGCAAUCUUGGCAAUGCUUAUGGCCGUCUGGGUGAUUUCAAAAAAUCCAUUGAGUACCACAACCUACAUCUUAAAAUAGCUAAAGAAAAAGGAGACAAGUAUGGGGAGGGUGUUGCUUAUGGCAAUCUUGGCAAUGCUUAUGACAGUCUGGGUGAUUUCAAAAAAGCCAUAGAGUACCACAACCUACAUCUUAAAAUAGCUAAAGAGGUAGGAGACAAGCAUGGGAGGGUAACGCUUAUGGCCAUCUUGGCAAUGCUACUUUUAGUCAGGGUGAUUUCGAAAAAAGCCAAAGAGUACCACAACCUACAUCUUAAAAUAGCUAAAGAAGUAGAAGACAAGCAUGGGAGGGUGGUGCUUAUGGCAAUCUUGGCAAUGCUUAUCACGGUCUGGGUGAUUUCAAUAAAGCCAUAGAGUACCACAACCUAGAUCUUAAAAUAGCUAAAGAGGUAGGAGACAAGCAUGGGAAGGGUAACGCUUAUGGCAAUCUUGGCAAUGCUUAUUUUAGUAUGGGUACUUUCAAAAAAUCCAUUGAGUACCACAACCUACAUCUUAAAAUAGCUAAAGAAGUAGGAGACAAGCAUGGGGAGGGUGUUGCUUAUGGCAAUCUUGGCAAUGCUUAUGACAGUCUGGGUGAUUUCAAAAAAGCCAUAGAGUACCACAACCUACAUCUCAAAAUAGAUAAAGAAGUAGGAGACAAGCAAGGGGAGGGUAACGCUUAUGGCAAUCUUGGCAAAGCAUAUUUUAGACUGGCUGAUUUCAAAAAAGCCAUAGAGUACCACAACCUACAUCUUAAAAUAGCUAAAGAAGUAGAAGACAAGCAUGGGGAGGGUGUUGCUUAUGGCAAUCUUGGCAAUGCUUAUCACGGUCUGGGUGAUUUCAAUAAAGCCAUAGAGUACCACAACCUAGAUAUUAAAAUAGCUAAAGAGGUAGGAGACAAGCAUGGGGAGGGUGUUGCUUAUGGCAAUCUUGGCAAUGCUUAUGACAGUCUGGGUGAUUUCAAAAAAGCCAUAGAGUACCACAACCUACAUCUUAAAAUAGCUAAAGAAGUAAGAGACAAGCAUGGGGAGGGUGUUGCUUAUGGCAAUCUUGGCACUGCUUAUUUUAGUAUGGGUGAUUUCAAAAAAGCCAUAGAGUACCACAAUCUACAUAUUAAAAUAGCUAUAGAAGUAGGAGACAAAUGCUUGGAGGCAUUUGGCUACUAUUCAUUAGGAUGCGUUUUUGAGCUGCAAGGUGGACUACCAAAAGCCGUUGAACAUUACCAAGCUAGCAUAAACUUAUACAAUUCCUUGAGAGUACUUCUAAAAUCUAAAGAUGAGUGGAAAGUUAGUUUUCGAAAUCAGCAUCAAAUGGCGUAUACGGGUUUGUGGAGAGUUCUCGUAGAACAAGGUAAUGUAGACGAAGCCUUAUUUGUUGCUGAGAAAGGACGAGCUCAAGCCCUGACCGACCUCAUGGAAUCCAGUUUUUUUGGUGGAACAAGUCAGCACAAGGGAGAAGAUGAAGAUAUCGCAGUUUUAAAAAACGUUCCAUCAAACACUGUCUUUCAGGCAGUGGACGAAGCUAACGUCAAUCUUUGGGUUGUGCCCGAAGGAAAACAAGUUCAGUUAAGACAAAGUAAACUCAAAGGUUUUGUUUCAGAGAAUAGUAGAUCUAGCCAGUCCUUUGAGUCGUUCAUGCUCGGUGUCUAUACACAACUUGGUGUUCGUUCUAAUGUGAGAUGCGAGAAUCGAUCUUUGGAUGCUUUGAGGGAGGGCCGUUCAAAAGUGGAUGAGACAACCAAAGAAGCCAACCCUCAACCUCACAUCCAACAAGAUGAAUGCUUGAGCAGUUUGUAUGAUAUCGUUAUGAAGCCGGUGGCUGACCUGAUUCAAGGGGAUGAGCUACUCAUUAUUCCUGAUGGACCCCUGUGGAUCGCUCCUUACGCUGCAUUGAAGGAUGGUAAUUCUAAAUACCUGUGUGAAUCGUUCACAAUCCGAGUCGCUCCAUCGUUAACAAGUCUUAGACUCAUUGCCGAUUGCCCAGAUGAUUAUCACAAAAAGCAGUGGUGCGUUACUUGUGGGAGAUCCGUGGGUAUCCGAGGUUACUAA